Paramecium primaurelia is the source of this 951-nucleotide messenger RNA. NCBI's taxonomy places the organism in Eukaryota, Ciliophora, Oligohymenophorea, Peniculida, Parameciidae. The record is from the annotation of a GenBank genome assembly.
AUGGCACAAGAAACAGUUGAUUUGUGUUGCAACAUAAACUUUGAAAUUGAUAUACAUCCACUUGUGAUAGUCUAAAUAUUAGACUUGCAUUACAGAAAAUUUGGUGCUUCAAGAUAAGAGGAGACAAUAGUUGGUGGUGCAUUAUUAGGAACAGUCUAUACUAAUAAGGUUCAUAUAACUGAAUGUUUUGCUCUAUUAGUAGACCCAGGUGAUGAAACUAAUGUAUUUUUUUGCAUCAAUCUUUUAGGAGUAUACAUUUGAUUUUAGUGAUGCAAAAGAUUUAUACUUAAGUCAUUUAUAAGCAAAUCCACAAGAAGUCUUAUUAGGAGGAUUUGUUACAACCAAAAAUUUAUCAUUAGACAUAGGUGUUGCUUAUCUUUCAACUGAAUUUAGUAAAAAGGAGAAUGGAUUCAAUGCUACUGCAGUAUUAGGUUAACCUAUAAUUCUUAAAAUUAAUCCAACAUUAAAUACUAAUAAGAUAGAAAUGAAAGUACUUUCACUAAAAUAGCUAGGCUUUUAAAUUGAAUCAAUCCUUAAAGCACUACGCAGCAGUGGCAUCCUUUAAUACAAUGCCAAUAAAGAUUUCAUUUUCAGAUGAAAAUUUAUUAUAAGCUUGGCCAUUUUUAGCACCUAAUUUAUAAUAAAAGGAUUUCAAAAUUGUAAAUACAUCAAAUCCAUCAUAACUAGUCUAAGAAAAUAUCAAAAAUAUAGAAAAAAUACUUUCUUAUUUAGAAAAAGUUAUUGUAAGAAAAUCUAUAAUCUUAGGCUGGAAAUGAACCUGGUGAUUAAGAAUUUGGUAGAAAACUCUUAUCUACAUUGAAUCAAAUAGAUUUGAUAAGAAGUGAGUCAGAAGUUGUAUUUAGUCAAGUUGAGGAAGCAUAAUUAUUUUAAUACAUUGGAAAUUUUGCUUAAGGUUAAGCAUUUAUUAAUGAAAAAUUGUAAAAAAUAUGA